GCCCUUUCUACUGACACCGCUGUGGGCGAUAUAUUUGUCCGGAGUCGCGGUACUUUCUCGGAUCAUUCUCCCGCCCGAAAGUCGGUUAGCAGUGCCUAUUAACCCCCGCGGCUCUCGGCUAUGUAUACGCGGGACGUGCUGUAAACAAACGCGUGGAGACCUUGCGUUAUUGUUCGGGCCGACGUUAAUUAUGAGCAAUACGUGUUAUUUUAUUGAAUAGUGCACGACUGUUGGAUGUGCGCUAAUAUGGGUUAUAUAAACUAUUCCGAAUCUGUCUAUAAAUAGUUUCCCUCGGAAUUUCAGCCACAAAGGAUGAAGUUCUCAGAGGGCGAGCAAGUCCUCGCGAAAAUGCCGAGUAGCGACGAUUAUCAAAAAGCGAGAAUUGUAAAUGUUAAGGGCAACAAAUAUAAAGUACUCUUUAGGGGAGGAGAGGAGUAUACGGUCAACGAGACAGAUCUCAAGGCUCAAAGAACUUCCAGGAGCCAAACUAGAAGUAGAGGUAGACCUAGUGGAAAAAGCCCUUCCAGAAGUAGUCCCAGUCGGAGAUCCCCAGCUCGUAAGUCUCCAGCUAGAUCACCCAAUUCUCAGUCUAGAAAAUUACCUGUACGUAAUGCCAGACAAGCUAAAAUCUCUAUUGCCAGAUUAGAGAUACCAAAAGAUAAUUCGAGCGAUACUGAUAGGACGGAAGGAUCUGAAAGCUUAAAGGAUGAAUUUGUGGAGCCACCCAUUCAGUCGCGAUUAAGAGAACUUGGACCAAUUACCCGACGUUCUAUUCGCAUUAUGUCUGGUGUGGCCAAGGCAGAACACGAUCACAAGUUAAUGAUGCUAACGAGAAACAUUGACAGAGCCGCAUCUCUUCCAGUAGAAAGAAAAGCUCAGUACAAUGCAUUAUCGGAUGGUAAAGAAAGAGGACUGUCCGUACAACCAGAAGAAAAUGACUUGAUUUUCCAGGAUAUUAUGAAAUCUAUUCAUUAUGAAGAUUUUGAUUUAGAAACAUUUUCUGAAGGAAAAACUAAAGAAAUAGACUUUCUGAGUAAACCCCAAGAAUGGGGUGGAUGGAUUGGCGCCCUAUUGCUUAUAAUUGCAAUACCAGUUUGCACUAUUCUAUUACAAAUUGCUUGUUCAAACAACCAUUGCAGUUCCAAGAAAUUUCAUGUUUCACUUUAUAAAGAGUGGAAAUUAUUUUUAAAUCUUGAAGCAUUUUUAUCAUACGCGGGAUUUCUAUGUUUUGUGGCUAUAAUAUCAGUUCUACCAAUUGGUAGGCUAAUCGAUGGGCAACAGAGUAUAAUUGGUAGACUGCAAUAUCGAAUCAAUGGGAUAUGGAUUUUAAUCUUGUCAUUAAUAAUUUUUGGAGGAUUUGUAUACAAAGGCUAUAACAUCAGUGACUUUUUAAUAAAAAAUUCACUAUCAUUAUCAGUAGCUGGAUUGACUUAUGGAAUACUUCUUGCUGUGGCUUUAUACGUCAAAGGCGGCAGAAUGCCAGUUUCUAAUCUUAACAUAUAUGGUUCCACAAAUAACAUAAUAUACGAUUUUUGGCAAGGUAGAGAAAUAAAUCCACGACUUGGACCCUUGGACUUUAAGUUGAUACUUCUUCGCUGUGCUUUAAUAGGAACGAUUUUAAUUAAUUUGGCCGCCAUAGUAAAGAUUAAUCAAUCUAUAGCUCCAGAAUUAAAUAAUUUGAAUUACAUCGCUAUUGAGGUAGCACUAUUACAAAUAGUUCAUGCAGCAGAUAAUCUGGUAUUUGAAUCAUCGGCAGUUACAUCCUUUGAAAUAACAUACGAGGGUACGGGCUUUAUGUUGAUAACCAGAUAUCUAACAUAUCCAUUUUUAGCCACUUUAACAACGAGAUAUUUACUGACCAACAAAAUCAACAAAUCUAUAUAUCUAAUAGGUUUAUUUACAGUUUUCUUUUGUGUUGGAUAUGCAAUCUAUAGAGUAAGCAAUUCCAUGAAGGAUAAAUUCAGAAAAAAUCCUUUCGAACCAUCUUUAUCCCAUUUGGAAACUAUACCGACCAAGCGUGGCAAGCGUUUAAUUGUUUCCAGAUUGUGGGGUCACGUGAGGCAUCCGAAUUACCUUGGUGAUAUUAUAAUGCAUUGGUCGAUUUCUUGUCUAAGUUUUGCCACUGACUUUUUGCCGUAUAUUUUUGCCAUUCAACUUACACUGCUAUUGAUCCACCGAGCAGUAAGAGACAACGCUCGAUGUGGACUUCGAUACGGAUAUGCGUGGAAACAAUAUUGUUCGCGUGUCAAGUACAUGAUUCUUAAUCGGGUAUUUUAAUAAUGCGUUAAGAGAAAUGAAAAAAAAAAGGAAGAAAUUACCAACCAUGUACGUCGAUGUACACUUUGAGAAGCAUUUAUGAAUUAUAAAUAUUUUUUAAAUUUAAUUGACAUGAUGCUCCUUAAAUUAUUGCAUCAAAAUGAGCGGAAACUCAUUAGGAGUUAUCGUUUUAUUCGAAGUAUUACAAAUAAAUGCGAUUCAAUGCGUCUAGACGGAAGUGACACCUUUAGCGGCCUUAGUGAAUGAACUUUAGACGGGUCGCAUCGACUGUGCUAAGUUAAACGAAGCUUUUUAAUUAAGAUAAUCAAAAAGCAAACUCGUUUGCAUAUCGGAUCUCGUCAUAAAAUGUUUAUAAAUACCUGAGCUAAAAGUUAAGGAUGUUUUAAAAAAUCGGUAGAUUUUUCAGAAAAGUAUUUGUGCAUGACAUUUAAUUAUAAAUAAGCGAUAAGAGGUUUUAUACUUUUUUUAUACAAAUAUAUAUA
Molecule: messenger RNA, 2759 nt
Organism: Ceratosolen solmsi marchali
Lineage: Eukaryota; Metazoa; Arthropoda; Insecta; Hymenoptera; Agaonidae
Gene: LBR
Product: lamin B receptor
Exons: 9
Coding region: 313-2277 (654 amino acids)
Biological process (GO): cholesterol biosynthetic process
Cellular component (GO): endoplasmic reticulum membrane; nuclear inner membrane
Molecular function (GO): Delta14-sterol reductase activity
Source: RefSeq, a predicted model, not a curated record